AUGAUGUCUGCCCCAUUACCUUUGAUUUCCUCUGGCCCUAUGGUUAUCCCUACGAAGGGUUCUUCGAGGUCUAGAGGAAAUCACUACAAAAACAACAAACAUACGGGUGUAGCACCGGCAGUUGCGGCCCUCCUGGCGCAGCAACAACAGCAGCAACGGCCUUCUCCGAACGUUUUUAUUGAGCCUCCAACGCCUUCCGACGAUAUACCUUUGUCAUUUGAUGAUGCCCUUGGGGAGUCUGUUUUCCUUGGUUUAGAAUCCGUUGCUCUAUCUCGUGAUCCCUCAAGAGAUUCAACUCGAUCUUCAUUAUCUCUACUCCUUGGUCCCCCGGAUUAUGACGAUGAUACCUCCUGUUCGCUUCAAAAGUCACCAAGCGACAGUCACCUGUCAGUUCGGUCCGAUUCAUCAGAUUCCGUGCCUUCUCUUGAAGAUGACGACCGGUCUACAUUUUCGUGGAGCAGUUUUCAAUCGUUGCCCCUCCCUCGAAAACGUCCGGCCGGUGAUCCCCGGGCUCGAAUCCUGGCAUCGAAUUCUGAGGAGUGUCACUUCGAUCACCCGCUAAUGUUCGAUUCCGACGACGAUGCCGCAGAACCUGUGCUUGAACCAGAGUUAGGAUUCUUUUCCGAGGACGCUCUAAAACGGGUGACCCGCCGCCUUAAUUUCAAGUCGAAUCUGACUGCCUCGAUUCGCGUCCUUAAAUCGGCUGCCCGGAGUUUUUCAUCUAUUUCAGUCGCUGCACCCUUUACCCAGCCAGAUGAUUACCUUACCCGAAGUAUCCUUUCAAUAUCACCUCAAUUCACAGAUGAGAAGCGACCGGCCCUGAGUCUUGAUACCCCAACACCAGCGCUUCGCCGUUAUCUAAACCCAACAAAUGCUACCCCCGAUUCCCCUUGCACUGGAGCGAUCCAGAUGCAAACAUACUCUUCAUCGCAAAAACCUAGCAAAGAGACACACAAGGAUGCAUCCGCUCCAAAUUCCCGUGUAUCCAACCCGGCCGCACGACCACGCGAGGUCAGGGAAAACGGUGAUUUUCUCCGCGUUAUUGUUUUGGAGAUGAACAUGCGUCGGCGAGGCAAGCUGAGUGAUACUGCGCAUGGGAAGGCCAAAAUCGCCCUCCCGCCACGUCAACCAUACAAGUAUAGGGUAUUAGGAGAUGCCAGACGCUGGGAGGCUUGGACAUGCAGUUACGAUGAAUAA
Morchella importuna is the source of this 1197-nucleotide messenger RNA. RefSeq lists its product as uncharacterized. The record is from RefSeq and is a predicted model, not a curated record. NCBI's taxonomy places the organism in Eukaryota, Fungi, Ascomycota, Pezizomycetes, Pezizales, Morchellaceae. The coding region runs from base 1 to 1197 and encodes 398 amino acids. The transcript has 2 exons.